UUUUGGUGGAAAACAUGCAGAUUAAUGGCCGGGCCCAGGACCCGGGCAGAACCAUCUCGCUGACGCUACUUGACAACUAUGAUUACUGGGUUAUACUAGAACCAGCACGGCAGAGACUUUAUCUCAACAGCACUGGGCGCCAUCUGGACAGAGAUCCACCUAAUUACAUCACAACCAUUGUGGUCCAGGUCCAAUGCACCAAUGAGCUGGUUGGUACGGUUAUUUUACACGAAGUUCGAAUUGUUGUGAGGGACAAGAAUGACAACAGCCCCCAAUUUCAGCAGCCACGCUACUAUGUUUCAAUAAACGAGCUCACACCAGUUGGAACGACCAUUUUCACAGGCUUCUCAGGAAAUAAUGGUGCAACAGACAUUGAUGAUGGGCCAAAUGGACACAUAGAAUACAGCAUCCUUUACAAUCCCGAUGAUCCGGUAUCUAACACCACAGUAAGGGUUGGAAACACGCUUUCAGGGCAUAUUCUUCUGGCUGAGAGGCUAAAUUAUGAGGACAAAACUCGCUACCUGGUAUUGGUCCAAGCCAGUGACCGUGCCCCAUACCCACCAAACAGACUAACAGCUACCACAACUCUGACCGUGGAUGUCUUAGAUGGUGAUGACCUGGGUCCGAUGUUUCUGCCUUGUAUUUUAGUGAACAACACCCGUGACUGCAACCCCCUCACCUACCGUGCUGCUAUCCCUGAAUUUACUGAACCGACUAAACUGAACCCACUGAAUGUGACCCCACCUAUCAGGGCUGUGGACAUGGACAGAAACAUACAGCCCCCGUCAGACAGACCUGGAAUUCUUUAUUACAUCCUGGUCGGUCAACCAAACACAUAUCCAGAGUAUUUCUCCCUGAACCGGACCACUGCAGAGUUGCGUGUUCUGAAACCAAUUAGCAGGGACCUGUAUCAGAGGUUCACGCUUAUCAUAAAGGCAGAACAAGACAAUGGACAUCCCCUACCAGCUUAUGCCGACCUCAUUAUUGAAAUCCUGGAUGAGAACAACCAGGCGCCAUACUUCCAGUUCGCCACCUAUCAAGGAUACGUGAGCGAGUCCUCGCCAGUGGGUACAACUAUCUCUGCCAGUGCCAACCUCACGGCUCCUCUGGGAAUCAUUGCUUUGGAUAAUGACAUUGAGGAGACCAAAGACCCCAUGGUGAAGAUUACCCUGGAUGACUACACCACAAUUUUCAGCCUGACCCCAACUGGUAUAAUCCGCUACCUGAGGAUCCUGAAACCUGUGGACCGGGAGCAGCAGAUGACUUAUACUUUCACGAUGGUGGCAUCAGAUGGUGUCCAGCAGAGUAGCCCAGUAACUGUCAACAUCCUGGUUAUUGAUGCCAAUGACAAUACGCCCACGUUUGCUCAGGUUUCCUACAGCGUUGAAGUCUUUACAGACAUGCAGCCGGGGGAGACGGUGCUACAGUUAACUGCUGCAGAUGCUGAUGAAGGACUGAAUGGUCUGGUGACGUAUGAGAUUCUAGCAGGUGCCCAAGGACAUUUCGUUAUUAAUAAUCGCUCUGGACGCAUCACUGUGGCACCGGGUGUCAUGUUAACUGUGGGACGAUCUUAUGCACUGACGGUCAAAGCCUCUGAUAAUGCACCAGACUCCCAGAGAAGGAGCUCCAUCACUACUGUCUAUAUUGAGGUUUUACCACCCAACAACCAGAGUCCCCCACGCUUCCCCCUCCUCACCUACAACCUAGAGAUCAGUGAGGCCAUGAGGAUUGGAGCUAUUCUCCUCAAUCUACAGGCAACAGACAGAGAAAAUGAUCCUAUCACAUAUCGGAUUGUAAGCGGGGAUUCCCAGCAGGUUUUCAACCUCUCUGAAACGAUUGGCCUUUUACUCCUGGGUAAGCCUCUGGACCGAGAGACCACAGAUCAGUACCGUCUGAUUGUCACCGCUUCAGACGGCAACCCUGGAGGGACAUCUACUACUACUGUGAGCAUAGUGGUGACUGAUGUCAAUGAUAACGACCCAAAAUUCAACAUCACCCUCGGCACCAACUUCACUGUUCAAGAAGAGCAAGCCAAUCUGUUUGUUGGACAAGUCAGAGCCACUGAUCCAGAUGCAGGAGCCAACGGUCAGGUUUACUACAGGAUUGUCAAUCAUCCAGACUUGUUUGUAAUCAGUGCCAACGGAAGCAUCUACACAAGACGACCUCUAGACAGGGAGUUAAUGAAUCACUAUAGCCUGAUAGUUGAGGCCUCCGAUGGGGCGGUAGACCCUAGAAGAACCACCAUAACUCUCUCAGUCCAGGUUCUGGAUAUAGAUGACAACAGCCCAGUCUUCUCACAGCAAGACUAUGUGGUGAAUGUACCUGAGAACAGCCCUGUGGGGACUGUGAUUCUAAAACUAAGUGCUGUGGAUGCAGACACCUUCUCCAACAUCACAUACCGCAUCAAGACUGAGUCAGCCAGGCAGCUGUUCUCUCUUAAUCCUAUCACUGGGGAGCUAGCUGUGCUGCAGACCCUGGAUUUCGAGGGCCUGGCAGCUAUGGGGAUGGGGACUUCUUACACUUUCCAGGUAGAAGCUGUCGACCAAGGAGCACUAAUGCCACCGGGACUGGCUACUGUCACAGUCCGCAUCACAGACAUGAAUGACUUCUCGCCCAUCUUCAGUCAAGACCUGUACAAGGGCUUGGUGGCACCCAAUGCAGAGAAGGGAACAGUCAUCACCACUGUUUUUGCUGAAGACCAAGAUCCACCAGGAACACCAGCCAGUUUUGUACGCUACAGAGUGGAUCUGGAAAAGUCACCGUACAGCGGGAGCAUCUUUGAUGUAGAGGAGGACACUGGCAGAGUCAUCACCAAGGUCAACCUCAAUGAAGAGCCAAGUGUCACCUUUAAGCUUUUCGUGAUUGCCUUUGACAAUGGGGAGCCGGUGAAGUCAAACAGUACUUUGGUGGAGAUCACGGUCCUUCAGCCCUCUCUCAUCCCGAUCUUCACCGAAGAAGAGUACAGGUUUCCCCCAGUUAAAGAACUGUCGCCAGUUGGCACUGCAGUGGGGACUAUUUUAGCCGCCGCUAUGAAUCAAGCCAUCUUCUACUCCAUUGUUGGAGGAAACGAACUAGGUCACUUCAAAGUGAACAGCAGCACAGGUGUCAUCUCCAUUGCCAAACCCCUGGACUAUGAGAAUGUCACCAGCUACACCCUCAGGGUACAGGCAGAUUCCUUGGGAGUUGUCAUGUCCAACCUACGUGUGCCAUCUAAAACCAAUACAGCCAAGGUGUUCAUUGAAAUACAGGACGAAAAUGACCACCCUCCCGUCUUCUCCAGGAAGCUCUACAUAGGCGGUGUGACUGAAGACACCAAGAUAUUCAGCUCUGUCCUCAAAAUAGUGGCCACUGACAAGGACACUGGAAACUUCAGCGCCAUGGCAUACCGCCUAAUUAUACCUCCCACAGCAGAGGGUCAGGACAGCUUUGUCAUUGAGGCCUACAGUGGAAUCAUUAAGUCAGCCAUCAUGUUUCGAAACAUGCGCAGGUCCUACUUCAAGUUUGAAGUUAUUGCCACUGAUAACUACGGGAAAGGUUUCAGCAGCAGUGCUGAAGUUGUGGUUUCUGUAGUCAACGCGUUAGACAUGCAGGUUGUGGUCUCAACUGUCCCUCCCACUUUAGUGGAAGAGAACAAGGAGGAGCUCAUUAGAAUCCUGGAGCGGCAUGUCCAGGACCAGAUUCCCGGUGCCAAAGUGAUUGUGGAGUCCAUCGGACCACGCCGCCACGGCGAUGGCUUUGAACUAGAAGACUACUCCAAGUCAGAUCUAAUGGUGUAUGCCAUUGACCCACUGACAAACAGAGCCAUUUCACGGCAGGAGCUCUUCAAGUUUCUUGACGGCAACGUCCUGGAGAUCAAUAAAGAGUUCCAACCAUAUCUGGGUGAGGGUGGCCGCAUCCUUGAGAUCCGCUCACCAGACAUUGUGGCCAGUGUGAAGAAGGCUGCUCAAGCUGUGGGCUACACAGAGGGAGCGCUCCUGGCCCUGGCCAUCAUCAUCAUCCUCUGCUGCAUCCCUGCCAUCCUCAUCGUCAUGGUCACCUACAAACAGUUCAAAGAGCGGCAAGCGGAGUGUGCCAAAACUGCCAGGAUCCAGAUGGCUUUGCCACCAGGAGGGAAAGCAGCUCCAGCCGCUGCCCCCACCGCUAACCUCUACGAAGAGCUGGGCGACAGCAGCAUGAGGCGUGGCCCUGGCAGACAGCAACAACAACUGCUGAGGCCAUCUCUUCUGAGACCAGAGGCACUCUCCAUGGAGUCAGGCAUCGACCCAGGCCAAGACUACUAUAAUUAUGACCAAGGAUAUGACUUUCCACAAUAUGGAAGUCGCAGGAGGCUGAUAUCUCCAAUGUAUGAUGAAUAUGGUGAGGUGAUCAUGGAGGAUGAUGGAUAUUACUACGGCCCAGAGCCUGGAAGAAAGAAGUGGAUCAAGCUUGUGGUUGAUCGGGAGAACGAGAGCAGUUCUACUGGAGAAGAAAGCACUACAGAAAGUCAGCAGAACAGACUUCCCAACAGUCACAGCAACAUAAAUGGGAAUAUCUACCUCGCACAGAAUGGCACUAUUGUCCGAACCAGGAGGCCAGCCCAUCUAAAUAACCUGAAGAUGGGCUCUCCUUGCCGGCUGAGUAAGCAUUUCAAAAAACUUGACAAGUUAGGUGUGACUCAUGAGGAACCCUCUCCUGCUGUUGGCAAUGAGGUUUCAGAAAACAAGAUGGAAAAUGGAACGAGCUCGUGUGUACAUUCUAACAAGGACGUAAACCUCAACACUCUGUCCUCUUGCGGUUCUUUGGGGUCCACCAUUACAAAUCUAAAAACCUUUGGGUCCAAAACCAGUAUUGCCAAGGCCAUAAUUGACAGUGGGCAGAGUGUCAGCGGGGAGCAAGAGACAUCUGUUGACAACCACAAGAACAGCAAAGAAACACUGGAGUCACACAGUGACCACACAUUAUCAGAUGAAGAAGAACUGUGGAUGGGACCCUGGAACAACCUGCACAUACCUAUGACAAAACUAUGACUGGGCAUGUAUGAAUUGAAACCCCAUUUUUGUUUAUGCUCUUUUUUCCCCCCAUAUUGUUAAGAAAAUCAACAAGCAAUGUGUGUCUUAGCUGGAAAGGCUCCAUUCACUGACAGGUGGUUGCACAUAAAAGCAUAUUUUACUGAUAGAAUAUGAUAAAGCUUACUAGUACCAAACUUUGAUUAUUGGCAGGGCUACAACAGGUAAAGGCAGUGAAUGCCUCAAACAACUUGUGAAUUUUAUGUCAUAUCAUGUUUGACUGUAAUUUGAGCUCUUCAGUGAAAACACGUUUUUUAAAACAGAGUUGUUUGUUGUUAUUCUGAUUUUAAUUCUUAAACACAAGUGAUUAUUAGUCAUCCCAAUCUGUUGCUGAAGAUAUUUUGAGAGAAAUAUCGGUGAUCAAAUGGAGAAAUUGUAAUUCUGAAGUCAAAUCAACAUAUUUUGCUAUUUGUAUUUUACUUGCAAAUAACCUAGAAUGUCAUUGAUUAUUUAAUGUUGUGAUCACUUGAAAAUGUUUUUAAAAAUUUCUGAACAAUAUAUUAAAUUAUUUUUGUCUAUUUUAUAUCUAAGAGAGAUGAAGAAUUUAAAAUAUGAUAUUAAAGAAUAAAUAUAUAAACAUGACUUCCAUUGCUGAAUUUCAACAGUGAAAUGGGGCAAUGCUGUCGUGGUGUUUUUUAUAUGGACAUUUGUACUUAAAGAAUGUCGUAUUUUCAAGCCUUUACAUGAUGCAGUUUCACUCUGUUCUUGUUAUAAGUAUAGGGCACCGAAAUUGAUAUUAUAUUGAACAAUAAAGCUCUAAUCUAAAUGCCUGUGUUUAGAGAGUUAUAACUGCAAAUAUGCAUUGGUUCUCCAAUUUUGUGUUGCACUUAAUGUGAAAAUUACUAAAUAUAUGGAUGAUGCUAAAAGCUUUUCACAAUCUUAAGGACAUUUUAGAUUAUUAACUCGCUGUUCUCCAACAAUGAUAAUUAAAUGAAACAGUUGCAGCAGAAAGCUGGAGUUAUCUUAUUGUUGUUUCCAAACAGAGGCUCAGCAGAAUGAAGCCUUCUUAUUUGAGUGGCCUUUCACUGUAAAGAAAAACAAUGAAAGGUCACCUAACAUUCAUAUGGAGAUGUGCUAUGUAUCUGAAACAUGUCUGAAAAUUCCAAUAUAAAGUUCUCAUCCUCUCCUGAUAAACAGGCAAAAGGAGGAAAAAAAGUGUUCAUAAUGCAAUUAUAUAAAAAAAUGCUAAAACAGAAAUAUUUUGGCAUUCAGAUAAACCAUCAGACUCUAUUGGUUUAUCAGAGUGGCAUAUAAAAGAUAUACCUAAUGACAUUUACAAAAGGUUCUGUACAGUCAAUCACACGUCAAGAAUGUCUGUCAGCAUUGCAAACGACAGACUGCUGUUCAAAAAGAGGAUCAGGAGCUGAAUGCCAGAAUAAAAAAUAUUGAAUACAUUCUCAAAUAUGUCAGCAGCAAUUUCUGUCCACUGCAACAGAACUUGAUUCAUAUAGAAGCCACACAAAGUUUGCUUUUCAGUCAAACUGGAGUUUUUGUUAUAAAUACCCACAUUAUUAAUUUAAGUAUUUAUAAAGAAAGCUUUCUUAAAUUCAAGUUAGAUAUCAUCUGAAAUGUUCUAUUCAAUUUCAAUUUUGCUAUAUCAGGCAGCAAGACUGUCUGUGCUCCCAAUACAAGCUUUCUAGUAGAAACAUUAGAAAAGCUCAAAAUUAUUAGUUAUUCAGUAACAUCUCAGCUGUAAUCAGAACCUGGUGCAAGUUCAUCAUGGGUGCUCAGAAUACAAAUGAACUCAAGUGCAACUCCUUAGUUUGCUUUGUGUUGUUGUUGUUGCUCAGCAAAGAUGGAAGUACUUCUUCUGUGGGGGUUUUAGAGAAAUUUGAUACCUUUCCAUGUAUCAGUGUUGUUCUAUUCGGAAUAAAGCCAGGUGCAUAUAAACACACAUGAUCAGAUUAAUUGAUUGUGUAACCAUAUAAACGACACAAUCUGAUUAUUUUAACCUGAAUAUAUUUAAAUCCAAUCAUGACAUUUUGUGCAUAUAAUCAUAGUUAUAGACUUGCAGCAUUCACUCCUCCUGAAAGAGUGUGUAGCCACAAUGGACAAUGGUCGUCUGCAUUGUGUCGUUGACUUUGCAGCAAUCCCUCAUACCGUACAGGCAUGUAGCAACAAUACAUCUACCUGGAUGUAUUGAAGUUCAGAGUGUAAAUGAAACCUGUGCUAUUAAGUUGCAAAAGUUAAUAUACAGUUUCCUCUUUUGUAGUUAAUAAAGUGGCUAACUACCACACCUCAGCCACUUUCACUGGGACACCCAAUAGUUAGUGUUGCUGACUCCUCAUUUAAGAAUGAAGCAAUUGGCUGCCUGAAAAGUCACUGAAAGUUGCUAAUUAAUGCCAUUAGUUGAUUUGCAUAAUUGCCCAUGUGCAUGUAAUUGAAACCGGUACUGUUUUCACAUUUUUCAGGUGUUUAGAUUUUGAAUUUAUUUUGUGUUUUUAGUAUGUCCUUGUUGUUUAUUUGUGUUGAUUAAUGUGUUGACAUUUUGUUUCAUGCUUUUUUGUUCAGUUUUAUGGUUUAUUGUGUUCUCUUCUUUGUACAUUUAGUAUUAUAUCUGUACUUUUCUGUUUAUCCUUUCCUCUUGGUUGAUAGUUUCCAUGUGUGUUAGUUUAGCUUAUUAUAUGUUCAUUAGUUUCUCUCCCUCAGCUUCCUCGCUUUCCUUCUGCCACAGCUGCUCCACUUCUCUUCUGAUUGCUACUCAGGUUUGUUUCUCAUUUCUCCACCCAUGCAUCUGUAUUUACGCUCACUGCUUGUCAUUGCUCCUCACUGGAUUCUUCUGUUUGCCUACCCAUUACCAUGUCUACCUGUUUUUUUUUAUUAUUAUUAAAUGUUUCAAUUUA
This is a messenger RNA of Fundulus heteroclitus (mummichog), 7888 nucleotides long. RefSeq names its product protocadherin-related 15a (gene pcdh15a). The record is from RefSeq and is a predicted model, not a curated record. Gene Ontology annotation, cellular component: plasma membrane; stereocilium. NCBI's taxonomy places the organism in Eukaryota, Metazoa, Chordata, Actinopteri, Cyprinodontiformes, Fundulidae. Gene Ontology annotation, molecular function: calcium ion binding. Gene Ontology annotation, biological process: homophilic cell-cell adhesion; sensory perception of sound; inner ear development.